Messenger RNA from Anolis sagrei ordinatus, 1536 nucleotides. RefSeq names its product syntaxin 8 (gene STX8). Gene Ontology annotation, cellular component: membrane; SNARE complex; endomembrane system. Gene Ontology annotation, biological process: intracellular protein transport; vesicle fusion. The record is from RefSeq and is a predicted model, not a curated record. NCBI's taxonomy places the organism in Eukaryota, Metazoa, Chordata, Lepidosauria, Squamata, Anolidae. Gene Ontology annotation, molecular function: SNARE binding; SNAP receptor activity.
AUGAGCCUUUCGGCUCGUCGUAGUCAGGUGACCUCAGUGGGCACUGUUGGCGGCAUAGAGCUGGAGAGACUUUUCAAAGCCUGAGGCGGUUGUAGGGCGCGGCCAUGGCUCUGGACCCCUGGCUUUCGAUGUAUGAUUCUACUUGCCAUACCGCCCAAGAAGUUGCUGAAAAAAUUCAAGAACGCAACAGAUUCCAGAGGAAUGGUGAGAGUACAGCUAAGCUCAAUGUUGCUAUUAGGUCACUCUUGCAAAAUCUCAAAGAAAAGACAGAUCAAUUGAAAGACCAACUGUUUCGUUCUGUAUCAACACGUCAGAUAACACAACUUGAAGGGGACAGACGGCAAAAUUUAGUGGAUGAGCUUCACACACGUCACAGGCAACUUCAGGCAUCUUUCAAAAAUGAAGGCACAGAGCCAGAUGUUAUAAGGUCUAGCCUAAUGGCAGGAGGUGUCAAGCAAAAUAUAACAAAUCCAUGGCUUGUGGAGGAGUCUGAGGAAACAAGGGGGCUUGGCUUUAAUGAAAUACAACAGCAGCAAAAAAGAAUAAUAGAAGAGCAAGAUGCUGGCCUUGAUGCUCUCUCUUCAAUUCUAUCACGGCAAAAACAAAUGGGACAGGAAAUCGGGAAUGAAUUAGAGGAACAGAAUGAAAUCAUUGAUGAUUUGGCCAAUUUGGUAGAAAAUACUGAUGACAAGCUGCGCUGCCAAACCAGACGUGUGAUGAUGGUGGAGAAAAAGUCAACUUCCUGUGGUAUGAUGGUGGUGAUCGUGUUGCUGCUGAUUGCAAUUGUUGUCGUUGCUGCUUGGCCUACAAAGUAAUCCUCAGAGGUGGCACUUUGCAAGAUAGGGUUUGGAGGCAUCAGGGGCAAGUCCAAGCCCCCUCGCUCUUGGAACAGAGUCAACUGUAUUCAGCCCCUUCUCAGGGCACAAUGGCAAAUCCACAGCAAGUAAAGGGUUUUCUUCCCAACAAGCUCAGUCCAGUAAGACUUUUGAAGAACAUAACUGGAAGGGGACUGAUCAUCCGCAAACAUAGGUGAAGAAAUGCAGUUAAUUCCAAAGAGAUGGUCUCUGAUUUGCUUUUAUGCUUUUGAGAGCGGAUGAUGUUAAUAUCUGGAGUGCCUGGGUAAAAUGUUAAAGACUUUUCUUUCUAAUGUGUUUCCUUGGAUCUAACGUGUUUAACAUUUUUAUCCUAGAUUCCAUGGCACUGAAUCCAGGAAUGAUUUUGCAUGAACUGCAGCUUUGUUUGAAGGCACAAAAUACAGUUUUUCAAAUGCAGAGAAAUGUCUUAGUCUCUGUCACAGUAUGCUUUUAUUGUCCUUGAUUUCUCCUGUAUAUACACUAAUACCUGAGAAGAAAAGUAUACCUAAAUUCCAGAAUCUCUUUUCUAUAUGUUCUGAAAGCAAAUAAGAGAGACUAGCAAUAUGAGAAAAAGAAGAAGAAAUCAUAUAAAGUUAAUUCAUCUUCAGAAUUUUGCUACCUAUGUGCCAACUUGAUGGCUAGCACAAAAAUAAGACUGAAUAAAAGCCAUUUCAUUUCUAAA